Messenger RNA from Aspergillus ochraceoroseus IBT 24754, 606 nucleotides. RefSeq lists its product as uncharacterized. The record is from RefSeq and is a predicted model, not a curated record. The coding region runs from base 1 to 606 and encodes 201 amino acids. The transcript has 4 exons. NCBI's taxonomy places the organism in Eukaryota, Fungi, Ascomycota, Eurotiomycetes, Eurotiales, Aspergillaceae.
AUGGCUGCUGCCGAUCUCCUUCGAUGCUUCCGUGUAGCGGAGAAUUUCCCCGUCACAUUCCUCAAUUCACAGGACUCCGAGACCGUCCCUCUCUCCCCAGGUUUGAAUUCUGGGGGCUGGGGUGGGUUUAACGCCGAUCUUGGAAAGAAACGGGGUCCCAAGGGCGCCAAGAUAUGUACAUCCAUUAUCAGUCGACGGCGGUCAACGCCCGAAACUGAAUCUUGUGGGGAUAGGCAAAAUAAUCGGCUUGGAGAAAAGACGGGGUUUGAGCGUCUGGCCUUGGAAGUGGGUGCUGUUCCGGGGUUGCAGGAAUACUACUCCGUACCGCCCGUGCGAUACGAAGCAGAAGCUGGCACCAUGUGGGACGCUCUCGAGGAGAACAAGGGGAGCUCGAUUAGGCUUGAUUGGACAGAGCAUAUUGACUCUCCAGGCGCAUACGGCUCCCCCUCACCCAGCCUUAAUCAGGCUAAUCUGCUCUUGCCCGAAGGAAAGUCUCUACUCUCUAAUGGUGUGACGACGAUCCUUUCAUUUGCUGUUGGUUCAGGCGAGUCGCACAGAUUGAUUCGAAAUCUCCCUUCCAUAAACUCGAAGAAACUCUCCGAAUGA